GGGAAAUGGAUGGGCCGAAAAACUUCAUUUUCUUUGGAGAGUGACAUCACAGCAAUUGCUGCUACAACUACAACAGCUGCUACUGCUACUAUUCGAAAAUAAUAAAACUUAAUACCUACCCUCAGUAAAUACAGAUACCCAUCGUCAUCGCGAUGCUUGUUUAGUCGCUAAGUCCCGUAUUACAGCCCUCCGAGCGACUCAAUUGGCGAUAUGAGCCGCAGUCAGUAUGCGCCUACGGCCUGCCGGAAGUCUGCUUCGUCCCUAUGCUCUCGAUAAUGUCUGCUGGAGGUGCAGUCUACAGUUAAACUCGAACUUGCGUUUGAACUACAACAAAAACUCGACUAGACGGGCCUUCGUUCAGUCGUUCGCUACAGUAGCGCCAAAGCCGAAGUCGCAUUUAAAGAAGGGUUAUUUCUUGUCCAAUAGACUUCUGCUUCAAGCCCAAGAUGCUGUAGCUUCCAAGUACUUUGCGGCCUCGACCGCGUCCAGUGAAACAACUACGAACCCUACGAGCACUGCAAACCCUACGGAUAACAAUGCCAGCGCACAAACAGCGAGCAGCCUGGGUAGUCCAGACCUACCCCACCGCCGCCGGCAAGCUGCGCGGCGCAAGGUAAUCGCAGGGAACGCCGCUAUAGCUAGCGAUUUGGGUACUACGACGACAGCCACGGCUACUACUGAGAGUAUCGACAAUUCCCCAAAUACGCUCCCACCAGAUGCAUCAUCUACCCUCACGACGGCUUCCACAAAACAUCCCGUCAACUCUCUCCGCCGACAGCUUUCACUGCUCCUAUCCCUCUCCAAACCUCGUCUUACCGUCCUUGUAGUUCUUACUGCGAUGGCGCCUUAUGCGCUCUAUCCCGUUCCUGCAUUUCUUUCCCCAUCUAUAGGUUUGGAUACACCCUCUUUAUCGCCCUUGACCCUCACGUUUCUUACGACUGGCACGGCCCUCUGCUCGGCCAGCGCCAACGCACUCAACAUGCUUUACGAACCAAAAUGGGACGCUCAAAUGACCCGGACGCGGAACCGACCGCUGGUGCGCGGGCUGCUGUCGGAACGCAGGGCUCUCUUAUUCGCCACUCUCGCAGCUUUCUUUGGGAUUGGUAGCCUGUACUUUGGCGUCAAUCCCACCGUCGCAUUCUUAGGUACCGCCAAUAUCGUGCUCUACGCUGGGAUUUACACGCCCAUGAAGCGCAUCUCAUGCCUCAACACCUGGGUCGGGGCCAUUGUUGGGGGCAUACCGCCUCUCAUGGGCUGGGCCGCAGCGGCCGGCGAGUCUGCAACAGGAGAUGGAUCGUUCCGCGAACUACUCCUUACUUCGGACGCGAUUGGCGGUUGGCUGUUCGCCACCCUUUUAUUCGCUUGGCAAUUCCCUCACUUUAUGGCUCUAUCUUGGCCCAUUAGGGAAGAGUACAAGGCGGCCGGCCACAAGAUGCUGUGCUGGGUCAACCCUGCCCGCAACGCACGAGUCGCGCUGAGGUAUAGCAUGCUGUUUGCCCCGCUGUCCAUUGCGCUCUGCACCAUAGGCGUGACGGAGUGGAGUUUUGCAGUGACGAGCAUACCUGUAAAUUUCUGGCUCGCGCGCGAAGCCGUGAAGUUUUGGAAGUACCAAGGAUUCAAGGGGAGCGCACGGGGGCUAUUUUGGGCUAGCGUUUGGCAUUUGCCGGUUAUUAUGGUGUUGGCUCUGGUGCAGAAGAAGGGCAUGUGGGGGCGGGUUUGGAGCAGCAUCGUAGGGGAGCCAGAUCUCGAGGACGAGGAGGACGAGGAUGAUGGCGACUGGAUUGCUGAUGAGGUUGGGGAGGAAGCGAAGGCCGCCGUUGGUCAGGCCCAGACUGCUGCUGCUGCACCCGCCAUUGGUAGGUGAGGGAGUGAGCUCACACAUUGGGGUUGGAAAUCCUGCAGGUUGUGGACUGGUCUGGUCUGGUCGCGGCCGGAGAAACAGCCAACCUGUACCUAGGUAGGAUCCAUCAAUCCAUGUGGUAUAUGUAAGAUCUAACGAGUAAAAAAUCACUACUUAAACUUGGACUAUGUAGAAGGCACAUAUUAUGACAUAGCAUAACACAACACAGCAUGGCUUGGAAUCAAUCAAUCAAUCAAUUCCAUAUGGAUAGGUAAACUUUAAUUA
Molecule: messenger RNA, 2125 nt
Organism: Hypoxylon fragiforme
Lineage: Eukaryota; Fungi; Ascomycota; Sordariomycetes; Xylariales; Hypoxylaceae
Product: mitochondria protoheme IX farnesyltransferase
Exons: 1
Coding region: 227-1864 (545 amino acids)
Biological process (GO): heme biosynthetic process
Cellular component (GO): mitochondrion; mitochondrial membrane
Molecular function (GO): protoheme IX farnesyltransferase activity
Source: RefSeq, a predicted model, not a curated record